Molecule: messenger RNA, 5292 nt
Organism: Pangasianodon hypophthalmus (striped catfish)
Lineage: Eukaryota; Metazoa; Chordata; Actinopteri; Siluriformes; Pangasiidae
Gene: btbd16
Product: BTB (POZ) domain containing 16
Exons: 16
Coding region: 368-2050 (560 amino acids)
Source: RefSeq, a predicted model, not a curated record
CCAGGCCUCAACACGUAUCUCAGUUUAGUAAUACAACGCACAAUAACUGGCCAGAAUUCCAUCAAAAUUAAAUUUUAAAGUAAAUCUAUGAACGAAAUGAAUGGCGAAAUGUCACUUCCGCCAUCAGCAGAGGCCACUCGUUGCCAUGGCUACGCGGGCUCGCGCCGAAACUCUCCUCAGUACAAACCCCAGCCAUGAAAGUUCCCAAGUCGCUUAUUUAUUAUUUAUAAAGUGUUUGUGCUGUAGUCUGUGGCCAGUCUGUACCCGCUCCUCCCUGCAGCAGAGGUCUUAGCGCGGGGAGACGACAGUUAUUUUCCUGUUUUUAGGGGAUUUUGAGGUAAUUUAGCCCAGUUUAGCUGCUAGCGCGAUGCUAAGCUCCCGCCCCAGCGCCCACAGCAGAGGGGACUGUCCAAUGUGUGUUGGUUCGGCUGGACGGCAGCGCAGACAGACCGGACACACAAACCGCUGGCAGUUGGCUCCGCCCCUCCCAGGUGAUCUACUGGGUCAGUCCCAGGUAAAGAGAGCGACGAGGGCGGGGCUCUGCGUCCACACGCCGCACAGAUCCACGCGCUCAGCGGACACACUCCAGCAGCGGCGUGACGACUCCCCGAGCCAGCAGCCGCCUCCUCUUCACGCCGGACUCUGCAGGACAUCGCAGAACAUCCAGCUGUCACACACAUCUGCAAAUCCUGAUCACGCCUUCUACAUCGUCUCUCAGGAGGUGGUCCAGAGCGCUCAGCCAGACGCAGUACUGGAGUGUUUCGGGAGCAUCUGGGAGCUGCACUGUCCGUACCUGUGUGAAUCAGAGACCCUCGCUGAGCUCUACAGCACCUCCAAGAAGCAAAGACACACACUGCUCCAGGAAAGAACCGAGAGCAGUGUAAGAGAGAGGUGUGUGUGGCGAGGAGGCAGGGAGAUGAGACUGAGACAGGACGCAGGAAUGGGGAAGAGUCGAGGCAGCCUCACGCGUCCCAUCCUGCUCCAGCUGAACAUAAACGAUCCCUGCAUCACGAAAGAGUCUCUUUCGUUUGCCCUGAGGUCUAUGUACCGGCGUGAUGCGUGUCCUGAUCAGUGGUGCGAGGCCGUGCUCUCUGCCGCCACCCUGCUGCGUCUCCCACAGCUUAAACAGAGGUGUCUGAAGGAGAUGAUAUCCAACAUCAGUUUUUCGACAGUGUGUGACUUUCAUCGAGUUUCCUGUAAGUACAAGCAGACGAGUCUUCAGCAGGCGUGCGAGCGAUGGCUGGAGCUGUUUCUCGUGACCGAGCUGUCGCAUCGCAUCGACCUCAGGGACUUGACCUUUGACCUCUUGCUGAAAACCCUGCAGUGCCCCAGAGUGUUCACAAGCAGCGAAUACGAGCUCCUCAGGACUGUGCUGUACUGGAUCUACCUGCAGUUUAACACCCGAGAACACACUCUGCCCUCACACAGCACCAUCAUCAGCUACUUCUGCAGGGCUUCUGGGAUUUUUCUGGAGCAGCCUUUGGGCCAAACGUACGCUCCUCUGUUCCAGGCUCUUCGUCUGCACGGUAUCACAGAGCGACAGCACAUGGAGGAGAUGCAGAAGAUCAACGUGUUCCCUCAUUCCUGGCUCCACUUCACCUUCUCUAACCUCGUCUACUCUAUCCACAGCGGAGGCAACAUGCACAUCACCAACUUUUCCAAGCAGGCCGUCCGCUUCGGAAUGACCGUCACCGGGGAACACUGCACUCACACUGUUGGUCUCUAUGGCUUCUACUUCCUGCUCAGAGCUUCUCGAGUUGGAGAAUCCGCAGCGUUUGCGUUCUCCAUGGAGAGGUUAAGACACUGGGACCCUGUGCUAGCAGAGAGCUGUAGGACAACGCAGCCGUUCAGCAUGAGAGCAGAGCGCUGCGUGUGCUAUCAGAUCAGCGUGCAAAGCCGUGUGUGUGGAGAAUGGCAGGAAAGGAGCAGCGGAGAACUCAAUCAAGUGUUUGGCUUGAGUAGACGCUGCUGCAGGAGCAAGGUGUUUACGGUGGACGGACUUGGUGUGCCUGCGCUGGUGAUGUUUUCCCUGGCCUUCCCAUCGGCAUGAAUUAGUCCAACAAUCCAAUAAUGAUAAUUCAGAUGUGUUUUUCCUCCUCGGCUGAUCACGAGUCCUCACUACAGAGCUCUCACUGCUAACAUGCUACACUUACAUGUGCUUACAUGAUACACACAGGAAUAAAACACUCAGUGUCGUGCUGUUACAGGAAACUAAUCAACACCCUGGUGUGGUGAAGCUGAUUACUUUCCUAUAACAGCACGUCCCCAGGUGUUUUAUUCCUCUUACACCACAGCACUUUGCCAACAAUUACUAUUAUUUUAUUUAUUAAAGAACUAUGCAUCAUAGUUUUUAUCUGUUUAUAGUUCCUGUUGUCACUUACGUUAUAGCAGCUAUAAACACUCGUUCCCUCACCAGCCUCUCUUUAUUCUCUCUCUUCAACUUAAUAAAACAAAAAAAAAAGCAAUUUGUUAGCAAGAAACCGCAAAGAAUCGUAAACUCCUCUGUCCUGAAGAUGUCGGAAAACUUAAAGUUACAGCUUCACCUCUGACUGUUACGAAGCGCUGACACUGGAGACUCCUUCCAUAAAUGUUACAUAAAUGUCUCCUUAAUUAUUAAUAAUUACACACGUUUUUAAUCUGUUUAUGUGGAGCGUCCGCUGUACACGUCCCUGUGAAUGAGCUGUUACUACGGAAACGAUAACGUAUUAGAACGAGCGCAUUAAUAUAAACCUGCGCUACUGUCAGAGCUGCUGUUAUAGAGAAUUAAUCAACACCUCCUGACCAAUCAGAAUGCAGAAUUCAGCAGCAAGUGUUUACACUGUGGCUAUGAUAAAUACAGUAUAAGCACUACUUAGGGAAGAUUACAGAAAGGUAGAAUUCCACAGUGUAAUUAAUUAUGUAUAAUAUAAAUUAUUUAUAUUUUUGUUUAUUCUGCACUAAAACUUCCUAUUUCAAGAUAUUCACUGAGGUUCUUUGUUGCAGUGAGACUAGUUUUCCUCCUUCUCUUUAAGCACGUCAGGUCUCCAUUGUUCUCAAGCGCCCCUGUUUCAGAGGAAAGGAAGCGAGCUUUGGACACGACACAGGAAAUACUCCCUGACCCCGUUUGCUUCGAGUCCAUGACGUUCCAGUUUCUUUCGAUCCGAGAGCCGGUUCUCACUCCCAAACCUAUUUUAAGAGAAAGAGCAAAGCCGAUUAGCAGAAAAGAGAUACGCAGGUGAUUUCCACCACACGAUGUACGAGUGUAGUAGGAGUGGGACGAUUAAUAUACAGUAUAAUCACAGUAAAUUGAUUUCUUAUCAGCAGCAGUAUCAGCUCCUGUUGUUGCUGUAGAAGGUUUAAAGCCAGGACGUUCCUGCACAGGAGAUGAAUAGAAGCGAUUUUGAAUCUGUGCUUUAAUUGCAGGUGUGUUUUAGCCACGUUUUAUUGCAGACGGUGAAACCAUUCGGACCAAACCACAUCGUGACACGCAUAGACCAGUCAAGGGCUCCUUUAACAGGAAAAUAAAUAAUAAUAAUAAUUAUUAUUAUUUAAAAAAAAUAAUAAAACACACACAACCAUGCAAUGGUUUUUUUUUAUUUAUUUAUUUUUGUUUAUUAUUAUUAUAGGCACAGAAUUAGGCACAAGAUUUAAAUGUGUAGAAUGAUAUAUUUUUUAAGCCAGAGAGCUGUUGUUUUUUAAUUAAAAUCGCCAUUAGAUUCCAGUUGAGGUUAUUUAUAAAUAUAAAUACUUUAAUAAUGGUGGGAAACGAUGAUCGCUAUCAAAGAAUGAGCUGGCUAGCAUGACUAACUAGCUACCUAACACAGCUAACACCAGUGUUUGUGAGUGUUUGUAUAAUACGGUCCAGCAAAGUGUUAAUGAAAAAGAAAUCCAAUAAAACCAUCCUCAGAAAACUCCUCAUUUAUCGGAGCAGUCUGAAAGUUGUCCUGUGAGCACACGUGAUUGACAGCCCUCUAUCUGAGACUGUUCGAAUUAACUCACAAGUGGGAAGUCUGAACUCGGAAUUACAUCAUUUUACAAAGUUAGACAGCUACUUUUAGUGAUCAUGAAGUCACAAGCGCUCACACUCUCUGCGGCUUUGCAUUGACCGUCACGUACAAGUGCUCCAGUGCUGCAGGUGGCGCUGUUAAAAUUUCAUGACACUUCAAAACCACUGGAAGAUUAAUUAUGGAUUAAUUAUGGGUAAAUUAUGGCAAGUUGUUGAAGUUAAUAAAGAAAUGAAAGAGGGGGAAGAAGAAGUGUUUAUUUCGUUCCAUAUUUACAGAGAGAAAAGAUAAAAAAAAUAAGAUGUAUGCGGUACAUGAGACUUUAAUAAAUCAAGGGUUGAUGGUUUUAGCAUGCCAUGCUUGGACUGAAUCGGUGAGGACACGCAUCGUUUGUAACAACCAGGGUUAUUAUAGUUUUAAAAAUAUUACUCGUUUUUGUUUUUAUUUCGUUUUUGUAUUUUGGUUUUCAAUUUCAGUUUCGUUUCAGUUAGUUUUAAUGGUGCGUAAAUAGUUUUGAUUUCAUGUUCAUCUUUUGAAAAUCAUUACUUUCAGUUUGUAUUUACUUUUACUAUGAGUUUAGUUUUUAAUAUCACGGUAAAUGCCUUGAAAUUUGUAAAUGUGUCGUACUCGAAAAAAAUCCCAGAUGGGGCUCUUUCUUUCGCUAUCUAUUAAUCUCGCCAUUUAUGAUUCUGCAACACUGAUGGAUUCACUCCGUUCCACCUCUGUUCUUAAGUCAGACCAGCCAACACGUAAAAUCCGAAAACACGAGUUUUAUUCUCUGAAGUUCUGUUUAGUUUUCGUUCGUAUUGCAGGUGGACGUUAUAGUUGCAGUUUAAAUUAAAAACAGUUUACUUUUCGUUUAUUUUGAAACUCACAUUUUUAUUUUUAUUUCAGUUAACGAAAAUGUUUUUUUCACUGAGUUUUAGUUUUCGGGAUAGUUUUCGUUAACGAUAACAACCUUAUUAACAACCAAUCACAGGCUUUGUCACGUAGUGUUUUCGUCCCAGCUGCCAUGUGCAUGACACAGCAUCCUAAGCCUGAAGUCAGAAGUCAGAAUUACAUCAUUCUCAACAAGACGUACUUAUUUUCCCAGAGCAGAGAACUGUAAGGUCAAUGUUCUACUUUUAACCAACUGUAACCUCGUAAAUUAGGGAACUGCUUACGUUAUUUACUGUUGGCGUGAGCAGGCAUAAAGAUCUCCCUGACUUUCCAAGUUGAGGGGAGUUUUCUUCGGUUUUUCCUGGACUGAAUUUUAGAUUUAGUCGAACACACAGCGAUAGUCCGCAUUAGUGAUAAACAUUCACACCAA